GAAAAGUAAAGUAAAGAAUAAAAUAUGAAUCAAAUAGAAACAUAAGAAUAAAAUUAAAUAGAUCAAUGCUCUACGCAUAAAGGGUAUCCUAUAUAGUUUUUUAACACAAAUCUUUCUACUGACACAAACCAAAUAGGCUUUUGUUCUAGGUGUGUAACUAAGAAUCUAUUGUAAGGUAAGGAUUUACUGUUUUAUGCUGAUAUUGCUGAGUCAAGUGAUACAGAAAUUUUAACUAAUUGGCCUAUUAUGGAAGAUAAAAGUAUUCUAUCAAAUUUGAAGAAUACUCUAAAUGAAUAAAAAGAAUGCUUUUAAGAUGAAUUGUAAACGAUUGAACUGUUUAUAGAAGAACUAUAAUAUAAAUUAAACCAAAAAAUAUUAAAGAUGAAAAAAGCUGCUAUUAACUAUUUAUCUGAUAAAAUAGUAACUAAAUCCAGACUACUUGAGGUUUAUUAAAAUAUAUCAUGCAAAAAGGAAUUCUAAAACUAUAUUUAAUAGAUGUUGUAAGGAAACAAAUAAGGAUUAGAAUAAAUUAAUAACCUCAUCAAAGAAUCACAUAAAAACAGAAUUUAAAACUAACAAAUUAUUCAAGAGGAAUUUUAAAAAUUUUAAGAAAGCAAUCAAUUUCUUCAAUUGAAAUUUCCAAAGCUAAUCUAAAAGUAGAUAUUCUAAAAAUUAAAGCUAAUAAAACAUUACUUUCUCGACAAUCAUUUAAGAAAUGACAAAAUUAUAAAUAUAGAAACUUAAAACAAUAUUGAAGAUUUUCAAGAUUACAUUUCUUAAUGUGCAUCACCAUAUGUUUAACACAUUGAUUCUUUAAAAGAUUUAUAAUUUAAUCAUUUGUCAAAUCCUUAGUUUGAGUAUAUUAUCUAAACUGCGUAAUUUUAGAUAUAAAAGAACCAAUAUAUUAGUCAAUUAAAUGAAAACUAGUUUAGCGAACAAAGUCUUAGUAGUUUUAAGAAUAUUGAAAAAUUAACCAAAGAUUUUUAAAAUCUUACAUAAGAGUUUAAUAAAAAGCAAUAGCUAAUCAUGAAUGAAUUAAUGUUCAAGCAUAAAUAUGAACUUGAUGCAACAGAAAAUUAUUAAUUUAUCAAAUCUUUAAAGGACAAUUACAGCUAAACUAAUUAAAUUAUUAAGAAAAGCAAAGAAGGAUUAACAAAGAUCAAAUAAAAAAGUUCCUAGUUAAUGGUAUAAUUUUUUACCGAAAAAGCCAUAGAUCCAUCUAAAAAGUACACCAUUCAAUUUGAAUUUAAACCAUUCAUAGGUGACGAAAAUAGCUACAAAAUAGCUAUAGGAGUUAUUUAAAAAUCUAAAUGUAAUUAGCAAUGGCUUGAUUAAGAAAAUCUAUCUCUCUCUGAUUUAUUUUUUUCAAACCAUGUUAGCAAUAAAUUUAAUUUAAGUAAAAAGGGUUAUCUCUUUAACAAUAGCCAAAUAAGGCGUUCUGAACUAAUGAGAAAAUUAGAGUUUUAGUUUUGCUUAUAAGAUAAGUUCUUUUAGAUUGCUGAUUACCCUGAUUAUAAAAAUGUCACUUAAGCAAAAGAGGAAGAAGUGGCAAGAUAUUAAUCGAGUUAAGAAUAUGUAUUUGGAAUAGAGCACUAUUCAAUAAAAUCUAUCAAAAUUUUGAAGUUUGUUGAAGGAUUCAUGAUAAACAAUUGA
Molecule: messenger RNA, 1653 nt
Organism: Tetrahymena thermophila SB210
Lineage: Eukaryota; Ciliophora; Oligohymenophorea; Hymenostomatida; Tetrahymenidae
Product: ubiquitin family protein, putative
Exons: 1
Source: RefSeq, a predicted model, not a curated record